Molecule: messenger RNA, 1797 nt
Organism: Tetrahymena thermophila SB210
Lineage: Eukaryota; Ciliophora; Oligohymenophorea; Hymenostomatida; Tetrahymenidae
Exons: 1
Source: RefSeq, a predicted model, not a curated record
AAUAAUAAUAAAUUAAAAACAAAUUAAAAGAAAACAAAAAAAAAAUAUAUUAAAGUGAUUAAUUUAUAUAUAUCAUCUAAUAAUUACAAAAAUAAAAUGGGAGAUUUUAUAAAAAAUAUUUAAUUUCAAAAAUAAAAGUAUUUCAGUACGAGUGGAAAUUAACAUAUCUUUGAUUUAGGAAAUAGUGACUAAUAUUCUUCAUCUACAAGCUCUGAAUAACCAUAUUUUAAUAAUUUAAAUUAAGAUUUUUAAUAUUAUUUGCGUGAUAACAAAAAUAAUUAUCAUUAUUAAUAAGGAGAAGUUUAAAUGAAUAAAUAAGAAAAUAAUUGUCCUACAUUAUCUAACUUUCCAGAUAGUUCUUAUGUGGCAAAUAAAAAUAUUUAAGAUGGAAAUAAGGAGAGUUUAUUCAAUCUAUUUCAAUACUAAAUAAUUGAAGAUAGUACUCAAUAGUAAUAAUUUCCUAAUAGUUAGUGCGAGCUUGAUUCUGCUUAAAAAAGCGCAAUGUCAAAUGAAUAGUUUGCUAUUGUGCCUAGGAAAUAAAAUAUCUAAUUUGGAAUAAUAGAUAAACCUAUUAAGAAAUAGUAUAAAAAAUUAAAAAACAGUGAAAAAAAUUGUUAAGAAAGCGACGAAAAAGACGAAGAACAAAAUAAUAACUAGUUAUAAGGAAUAAGCAGUAAAUAUAAUUGCAACGCUAUCAAACAAAAUACUGUGGGAAAUUUCAAUUAUUCUAAAAAGAAAAAAAAAUUUGGUAUUAUAAAUAUAUUAAAAAACAUAGUAAUAGAUAAAUCUUUUUUAUUGCCAGGACAAAUUAUAAUUAAUACGCAAUUUGAUUAAGGAUAUAAGAAUGUUUACAUAAAUUCAGAUAUUUACCAAGCUGCUAAAAGGGUAGAGAAAGUUGUUUAUAAUAAGGAAAGAAAUACAUUUGAGUCUCACUUUCAAACAAUAAAUGCAGGGCUGAAUGAUUUUGAAUUUAUUAUCAAGCUUCUAGAAAGCAAGUCAGAUCAGUAAAUCUACUAGUAAGCAUAAAUUCUCAGACAGUAUUAAUAAUUUAUUUCCACUUACUAAAAUGCAUUUAGGGCAGUUUAGUAGAUGGGGAUAUUUGAUUAAGAGCUCUUUUAGUAAAAUACAGAAAGAUUUAUUUAAUAAGCUGAGGAAGUCAUUUCUAAAUAACCUAAGGAUUCAAUAUACAUUUACUUUUUAAAUCGCAUAAACUAUGCCAAAGGUAUUUAUGAAGAAAUAAAAUUUGGAUUUAACAAAGGGGUGUGUGCAAUAAUUGGCAUAGAAGAAGAAGAGGCCAUUUAAUUCUCGAACCAAAUGCUUAUCUUAUGUAUGAUGACACCUGAAUCUUAGUUUUAGUAUUAUACAAGUAUUUUACAGGCAGAGAUGCAAGGAUAAACGAAUAUAAAUAUUGAUUAUUAAUAAUAUACAUUUGAGGGUAUGGAAAUAAAACUAAGUACUAAAUAAACUAUUCAUCAUUUUCCUGGUCAGAUAAGUUAGAAAGAUUUUUCACUGAGAAUUUUAGAAAUAGAGCCUGAUUUAUAAACUUUAUAAAAAAUAAUCAAAGGAAGAAAUGAACCUAAUAAAGCUGAAAGCGAGUUCUUAGCAGAAAGUUCAUUUAAUAAGAAAUAAUUAAAUAGAUAUUAAGCAGGUCUUAAAUUUUUAGAAGAUUUUUAUUAAAGUAAAGUUAAGAAGUAAAAUAAACCUCUUAGAUGUGAUUUUGUUGUAAAAUAGGCUCUGCCAAUAUGUUAGGCAGAAGAAAAAAUAUAAAAUUACUAAGUUAAAGAAGAUAACAAAUGA